AUGCCUCAAACACCACCGGCAUCCACCUCCGUGGAGGCUGAGCCCAAAGUUGAGCAACCUGAGCAGGUCGAGACUGCCGACAAAGAAACCUCAAGCUCGUCAGAGGCGCCUGCGCAGAGCAAAGAAAAUGAUGCUGCGGCUAAAGCGCGAGAGAGGAUGGAAAGAUUCAAGGCCCUGAAGGCCCGAGCGAAAUCCGGCACGGAACGCAACCUGAAAGAAACAGCAGCCGAGACACAACGCCUAGCUACCGAUCCUGGACUGCUGAACUCGCUCUCCCGCAAGCACGCCUUUGCCUCUCACAACCUCCUCAAAGCAGACACCGAAGCUGCUGGUGAAGACUUCGAACGGAAGCGCGCCUGGGACUGGACUAUCGACGAGUCAGAGAAAUGGGACCGACGCAUGGAGAAGAAACAGCGCCACCGUGAUGAUGUUGCAUUCCAGGACUACUCUCAAGAUGCCCGCAAGGUGUACAAGCGCCAGUUGCGUGAGCUCGCACCCGACCUCGAAGCAUACGAGAAGGAGAAGCUGGCCGCUAUUGAGAAGGCUGCUGCUAACGGCGAUUUGGAAAUUGUCGAGACGGAAGAUGGCGAGAUGAUUGCGAUCGACAAGAAUGGCAGCUUCUACUCGACUGCGGACAGUGUGGGCUUUGCCGACAACAAGCCGAAUCGCGCCAAUGUGGAUAAGCUGGUUAGUGAUCUCCGGAAGGCGGAGGAGGUCCGCUUGAAGAAGCGCAAGGAGCGUCGCGGAGAUGAGGAGGGCGAUGUGACCUACAUCAACGAGAAGAACAAGCAGUUCAAUCAGAAGCUGGCCCGGUUCUACAACAAGUACACAACCGAGAUUCGGGACAGCUUCGAACGUGGUACCAUGAUCUAA
Penicillium cataractarum is the source of this 873-nucleotide messenger RNA. Its product is annotated as pre-mRNA-splicing factor SYF2. The record is from RefSeq and is a predicted model, not a curated record. Lineage: Eukaryota; Fungi; Ascomycota; Eurotiomycetes; Eurotiales; Aspergillaceae. The transcript is spliced from 3 exons. Gene Ontology annotation, cellular component: Prp19 complex; catalytic step 2 spliceosome; post-mRNA release spliceosomal complex. Bases 1 to 873 code for a protein of 290 amino acids.